AUGAACGAGGAAAUCGUGGUGAUAUCUGGUGGGACCGCCACCAACUCGCUUGUCUCUCUUUUCCAGUCGCUAUCUUCGAACAUCUCCUUUGUGCUGCCCAUCAGCGACAAUGGUGGCUCAACAUCGGAGAUUCUUCGUGUCCUUGGCGGACCAGCUAUUGGCGACAUACGGUCCAGGAUAACGCGGUUGAUCCCAGACGAAGGAUUCAAGACGCUGCUGAGCCAUCGGUUGAGCGAGGACCCGCAAGAGGCCAAGGAUGAGUGGACCCUCAUCGUGGAAGGAACGCACGAGAUUUGGAAUGGGAUCGAGCCGCAGUGUAAAGAGAUGGUGCGAAGCUUUCUGAUCCAUGUCCACAUGGAGCUGCUGAAGAAAUCACGGAACCCUGCUACAAACUUCAGGUUUGAGCUGGCAAGUGUUGGUAACAUGUUAUUGACAGGCGCCAGGCUCUUUGUUGGGUCUUUGGACUCGGCCAUUGAGUUGAUUCUGAGGAUGACACGGAUUGACCCUGGUGUCAAAGUUGUGCCUUGCUUGAACACGAACUAUACGUAUCACAUCUCAGCCAGGUUGAACAAUGGAGACGUUAUCACUGGCCAAUCCCAAAUUUCGCAUCCCCAUGAACACGAUUCAGAACAGGUUUUAGGGUCUACAACAUCCGUCAAUUUCCACAACGGGCUGGACGAUCUGUUGAACCAGGACGAAGAUAUUCCGUAUCAGCACCCUGAUUUGUUGAUAAGCCAGUUGAAAUUCUCCAAAGAAGUUUCCGAGCCUUUGAAAUCGCCAAUAGAGAGGAUAUUUUACAUCAAUCAGUACGGCGAAGAGAUCCAUCCAAGGGCAAACUCCAGGACUUUGAAAGUAUUGGGCGAGUCAUCGUUGAUUGUAUAUUCCAUAGGCUCCCUGAUGACAAGUAUCAUACCUGUUCUGAUUCUACAAGGCAUUGGACAGACCAUUUGCCAGUCGAGUUCGAAAAAAGUGCUGUUGUUAAACGGUAACCUGGAUAGGGAAACGUUUGGAAUGUCUGCGUAUGAUUUCAUACAAAUGGUUUACAAGGCUCUGAAGUACAGUAACGUUGGAAGCAACGGUUCUGCGCAAAAAUUCGUCGUUACCGAUAUCUUAACGCAUUUGUUCUACAUGGAAAACAGCGAGAUCAAAGUUGAUGUUGAGCUCAUUUCAGCCUUGGGUGUUGAAUGCGUAAGUAUCACAAGGGACACAACUCUUGGUGAUGAUUUGCAUUUCUACAACUUGGAUGAUUUACAGAAAGAGUUGGUUCAUUUAGUGAAUUGA
Molecule: messenger RNA, 1281 nt
Organism: Williopsis jadinii
Lineage: Eukaryota; Fungi; Ascomycota; Saccharomycetes; Phaffomycetales; Wickerhamomycetaceae
Exons: 1
Coding region: 1-1281 (426 amino acids)
Molecular function (GO): LPPG:FO 2-phospho-L-lactate transferase activity
Source: RefSeq, a predicted model, not a curated record